AUGGAAGGGAACAGGGACGAGGCAGAAAGGUGUAUUCUGAUAGCGACGAGAGCUCUCGAAGCCGGAGAUAAAGAAAAGGCUUUGAGGUUUCUCAAUAAAGCAGAGAAGCUGUACCCCACCAGCAAAGCUAAAGGUAUGAAUGCUAGUAAACCGGCUUGUCUGUUAAGAUAAACUAACGACGAAAUAACAGGGGUGUUCAAUGUUUGCUAGCUAGAAGCCAACGUUUCUUAAUAUCUCACACGGAGACAGGUCACCUUUUGACAAAUAAAUAACGUGAAAAUAUACCAAUCUCAUUUAUUAAGUGAAAACCACUUGUAUGAGUGGAUUGAAACGGUAUAUUCUGUCGUUCACUAAAGGUAGUGUUAGCUUAGCACUGCGUUAGCUAAUGAGCUAGCCUCGCCAUCGCAUCGUUGUAUCGUAUUUGACUUUUUUAUGUAAAAUGAGCGAUUUAACCGUGAGACACAGUUAAUACUUCAAGCUUGUACUUUUGAUCGUUACUUUCAAGGCGAAAGUGUCAUUGUCUCACAAAAGCAAGCAAGUCAAGAAACGUUAAUCCGUAAUAAGUUAUUGGUUGUUAAUGCUAGCUAACUGUAGCUCAUUGUAACGGACUAGCUGACCUUAAAGAGCUUAUUCAUUUGCUUUAAUUUUAUUUUGGUUUUUAAGGUGUUGACAUUGCACCAGGUUAGAAAUGUUGCUGUGGAAAAGGGCACAUAUUUGUAGGGAUUUUGGUUCGGGAAAAACAAGUAAGCAGAGCCCUGAGGUGGAUGUAGGGUUGGUCUGGGCUCGGACUUGAUGCUGAACAGCCACCUGCCAAUCCUUUAAUUGAAUGAUUGACCCAGAGCGAGUCUGGAGACACAGGCUAAUCUGGGACACACAUCUGUCCGUAACAUUAACAGAUGUUAAGAAAGGUUGGGACUAACCUCUCUGUUUCAGAUUAAGUGUCUGUGUAUCUGUUUGAUAUUUGGUAUAUUGAGUGAAUUUUCAGUUUGAAGACAUUGUUUUUCCAGGCUUCUUACAACCUACACCACUGGUCAUUACUCUCGUCUAGGGCUGGGCGAUAAAAUGAUAACGAUAUAUAUUGAAAAAUCAUGUCCCUCAACAUCAAUAUAAAACAUGGUCAACAUGCUUUUUGAGGCACAGUGAUUGAAUGAUUGAAUGAAUGGAUAUAUAGUCACCUGUGUUCUGCGGCGGAUGCAUGGAGAGGGGGUGAGUAGGGAGAGCGUAUUUUUUGUUGACCGCUUGAUUUAACAUCAAACUUAGCCCAUAGAACAUCUUGCCUUGCCCUGUCUGUCUGUUUGUGCGGCGUUGGAAAUAAAUGCGAACUCAGUCGGAAAACACAGAAAUGGCUUGUUGUUUGUGUAGCGAGUCACCAAUGCAAAGCUCCUCUCAGUGACUUUGUUUUUGUUUCUUGUCACUGUAGCUGUUAAACUGUAACUGUUUAGUUAAAAAGUUAUGAUUUCCAGUCUUUGUCUGCAUAAUUAUGCACUGCCACUCGCAGGUGUUGCUGUCCAUGUGUUCCUAAUGCCCUUAUUUUCUUGUAUGAUGAGGAAGCUCCUUGGAACUGUCCUUGUUUGGGAUGGACUAAAGAUAUGAGAAGGGGUGACCGCUAGUAUCUGCCCUACUGUUGUAGAGUGGCAUUAAUUAACUGUCUAUUAUCAGCAGGCUUGUCUGAGAGUUUUCAUAUCUGCUUUGAAUGUGGUAAUGGUUGUUGAAAGAAAUGUCAAGGAUUAAUAGAAAUAUUCAACACAAAAUGGUAGCUAUGUUAAAUAGCCUUUGAGUGCUAAUUGAAAAGGAGGGAUUGAGGUUGUGCAAGAGGUAAUACUUAUGUGCUUAUGUUACAGGAGACCAAACAAUAUAACAAUAAAUUAUGCAUCUAUAGAUAAUAAUGGGCUCUAAAGGGUUUAAAAAUAUUGGUGUUGCUAUACAAGAGAUGAUUGGCCUGCUUUACUGUAGCUGUGCUGUCGUUUGUCUAAGUGAAAUAGCCCUCACACACCUGAUCGCUGCUGUUAAGUCAUUUACUGGGGAUGAACUUUAGAGAGCUGUGCUGUUCUCUUAGAUAUUUACCUCACUCCUUCUUUGAGAGAAGUUGUUGGUGGGAGAACUCUUACGAAGCUGUUUGGAUGUGGUCAAAGAUGCUUAAUUUUACUGUAAGGCUCUCUCAUGCUAAACUUGAAUCUUGUUGGGAAUAAUCCAGAUAUGGAGUUUUCAUCCUUGGAGCAAUAUUACACUGAAUCACCUUUUCUCAACUCUCUGACAUUUGAAGAUGACACUCAUUUUAUUUGAAAGGCCACACAUAUUUUUCCUGUUCAGAAGUUAUAUCUUGAUGUAUGUUAGUAAUGGAAUAAACUCGCAGAAAUUCAUCUUGGGGUUUGGAAUAAUGUACAGUUUGCAAGGUUUUUAUAUAAUAUUGUUCAAGGGUGUGUUAUUGAAUUCAGUUUGUGUGUUGUAGAGUUCAUUGCUGUCCUUUUGAGUCAAAUCUUAUCUCUUAGUGUGCACAAAAGCUUCUUUACUUAGUGGUUGAAGCCUGUAUUUCUUUGUACAUUUUUUUUUCUGGCAGAAGUGUGGCCUUUUGAGUUCUUGACUAAACAUAACAUCUCAUGCUAUUUAAAGAGCUGACUUGGCAUCGGUCCAACUGGACCUUCUUAGGUAAAGAGCUGUAGUACUCUGUUAUGUGUCCUUUACCUAAGUGCUGUCUCUUCGGUUCAGGCUACCUCGAAGAUAAAUUAUUUGUGGCACUUUUUAAAAAAAAUCAUGCAACAUAUGUCAUAAAAUCAAGUAAAUUAUUUCAGAGUUUUAUCAAAUUAUGACCCUAGGUUCUACAGUGUAAAAUUUUUAAAAAGUUUGUGUCAUCUGCAACAUUUAGGUGAUGUUAAAGGAGUCUAAAAAGUCUCACUUGCCAAAUGUCGAAGUGCCUGUGUGUACAAUCACAAGUAACUGACUUGUACCUGAGGUGAUUGUUGAAGCUUGGACAAAUUGCAAUAAUCUAAAAGCAAUCAUGAUCAUUUAUUUCUUAUCUUCUUCUAUCCCUCAGCUUUGUUGGAUGCAAUACAGAAGAAUGGCAGUUCAGCAGGUAAUGGUGCAUAUCGAAGGAGACCAGCAGAAAGCACAGAAAGUGCCGGUGCCCAGCCACAAAGGGAAAGUCAAGAGUCAGGAGGAGGUGACUCUGCUAAAGGCUUCACCAAAGAGCAGGUUGAUGGAGUGCAAAGGUGAGAAAUAAGGAUCCUGUCAUGCCUCACUUCAGUCUCCCGUUUUGUUCCCUUCAACAAAUUGGCCCUGUAGCAUCAGUACUGUCUAUAUCAGACCUAAUUAGACCUUUCAUCUGUGGCUGUAGUGUUGUGCACACACAGCUAUCACCAUGGGAACCCCUUCAGCUUAGCAUCAUGUCCAUAAGGGGAAAAAAGGAAAGACAUUUAGCUACUGGUUGUGCUUUUUUAAAAACCAGAAGUUAAGGAGGAAGAAGGAGGCAGUUAAAGAUAGGCGCUGAAAGAAAUUUAAGUUUAUUUAUUGGAUAAAGCAAUGCUCAGUAUUACGCAAUCACUCAAGUCUAUUGCACCUCACAGUGAGAGAUGUGUUCCCCCGAGUUACUUUACUAAAACCUUUGGGAACCUCCGGUGCAUUUAAAUUAGCAUCAGGUCUUCAGAGUAAACUAGCUGAUACUGUACUGUGUAUACAUUUAAAUACUCUCCCUAUGAUUUACACAGUUUCAUUAUUAUAAGUACAUCAUAGUUAAUCAUCAUAUCUCCAGCGUAAAAGUUUUUCUAGAAUCUUUCCCUCAGGUUUCAGCUUGUAAACAUUUAGUAACACAUUUUUGACUCCCUUCAUCAAAGCAUUUAAGGUGUCUGCACAGGUGAAAGAGUAACAGGUCCUCUAUUGAGCCAAGAUUUGGUAUGUUCUCCUAAAGAAACCUGGCAGUGUGAAAUGGUAUACUAUGUUUACUAAAUGGCCCAACCCUUUUGUUGAUGUAAAGAGCAUUUUGUAACAUUUACAAAAAUACUACAAUUGUAUUUAUUAACAUGACUGUGUAUGAAAACAGACCUGUGCGUAUUGCUUUCUAUACCUGCUGAAAAAGGGGCUAUUAUACGGUUUAAAUCAGCGUCAUAGGAUGGGAACAUGGUUCAUUUUAAAACGCUUAAUAUUCUCUGUCUUGUUUCUGUAAAAUGCAGCACUUCUUCGUAACCUUAUGACUACUAACAUGAAAACGGCAGUGAUUGUCUCACUACUCUGGUAUCUGUCAGUUGAUGGGAUAUGUUGGGCAGCAAGUGAAUAUUUUGUCUAUGAAGGUUGACUAUUCAAAGUAAGAAAAACGUGUUUUUUGACAAGGAUCAUACUGUGAUGGCUAGACAACUUGUUCAGUGUUCCUCCAAAACUGUGUCUCCUAUGGGGUGUUCCUGGUCUCCGGUGGGCAGUACUAGACAUGUGCGUUUAGCUGACUUAACCACUUAAUUGUCGCCACCCAAGCUAGUUGGCGUCAUCUUUAUUUAACAAAUUAUGAGUAUCUUUAUACAGGCCUGAAAUGUCAGUCGCAUGUUUUGUCUUGGCUGUACUGCAGCUGCCAAUCAUUGGCUAGAGCUGAGGCUGGUUAAUGGUUACUCACAUAGUGCUUUAACGCUUGACCAGAUGUAAACAAGCACAGAUUACAGAUGUCGUCUGAUGGUGUGGUUCAGUUUGGCAAUGUUUUGACGUGUAUGGUAGAUUUCAUAGAUGCAAAGGUCCAAAAAUGAACUACUCAACGACAGAAUCAAGCUGGCAGCCUCUCGCAGGAUUUUAUUGCAGUUAAAGCAUCAACCACAGCUCAUGACAAUCAGACGGACCCCAGAAGCCAAAAAAUCCCAAAAUACCCCUAGAACUGUUUUCCCUUUGAUACACUGUUUGGGCGUUCCAAUGACAUCAUUUGUUCUUAUCUUCCCAUAAGUGGUCUUUGCAUUGGUGUCUGAUAGCCAACAAUGUGACUUCUUCUGUAAACAUGUUUUACUCGCUGGCUGGCUCUGCCAAAUUUCCUGUCAAAAUUUGGCAGAGCCAUGUGUGACAAGUUAAGGUCGACAUGACCUCUCCUGCAUCCUGGCUGGCUCGCCACUUAUAUGUUAGAUUUCAUAGACGCAUAGAUAUCCAAGUUGUCAAACAGAGCAAUGUGUAACCAUCACAGGUAGGUCAAUGUAAACCUGACUGAAGGUUGUUGGUGCGUGCUCUGUUAACAUUAAACACACUCAAUAUGACUUCCCUGGUCAUAUUGGAAAAGUUUGUCUCAAAUUAGAUUAUCUCCUUAAUGUUAACUCACUCUUUGGCCAGUUUGUUAGUUAGACUUUAAAUUUUCUCUUAAAUGACUAGGAGAAAAGUGGUGUGUAAACAUCUCUUGUAGAGAUGGAGAUGAACAAUCAAUAGGUUGGCCGAUUGAUGGCAUUUUGAAAUAUCUAGCAUCAUAUCAGCAAUGGCACUUAAAAGGCUGAUAAAGCAACACUCUUUUCUAAAUGAAAACCACUCAAAUUCAGCAUGUUUUUCUGCUGUUUGGUAGUGUUCAUAAAUUGUUGUAUUUUGUCAAAUGCAAAGUUGAAAAUGACUAGGAUUUGGUUUCAGCAUCAUAUAUCGGCCCGAAUUUCUGUUUUUCAGAAUAAAACGAUGUAAAGACUAUUACGAAGUGCUGGGCGUGAAUAAAGAGGUUGGAGAGGAGGAGUUAAAGAAAGCCUACAGGAAACUAGCGCUUAAAUUCCACCCAGACAAAAACCAUGCUCCGGGAGCUACAGAAGCCUUUAAAAGUAAGUCCAAAGUGAUCUUUAAGUGAUUUUUGAGAGCUGUCAGAAACGUAGUUAACUUGAGAAUGACAUAGUAUAUCAAAUGCAAGCUAUGCAUAUCCAAUUGUUUAGAUGUUGAUCUUUGUCCUUUAUUUGCCCCUGUUUGACUAAUGAUUUGUGUUCUCUUUCAGAGAUUGGUAAUGCUUAUGCAGUGCUGAGUAACCCAGACAAAAGACGACAGUAUGAUUUGACGGGAGGUGAUGAACCGAGCAGCCCAGGUUACUCACAUGGAGGAGGCUUUGACUUCCACAGGGGCUUUGAGGCUGAUAUCACUCCUGAAGAUCUCUUCAACAUGUUCUUUGGAGGUGGAUUCCCCUCCUGUAAGUGAGCUUUUUCAUAAUCACCCGUCUAAAUCAGAUUCUGUGUUCUUGAAAGUUGACUUUUUUUACAGUUCUGGGAUUUCAUGUUUUUUUCUUUUUUUUUUCUUUGGGAGACAGUGAUCUAGUCUUUUCAAUUUAGAUGGUGUGAUUAGGUAUUUGAUGAUGACUGAGGAAUGCAUCAUAGCUUGUUUCUUUUUACACCUAAAUUUUAUGAAAUGCUUCUGUGGUAUGAGUCAUCCUGGAAAAAAAUGCUCAUUACAUUUGCAAAAAAGUACUCCUAACUAUGCAACAGUUUUUAGUAGGUUAUGACUAGUUAUGUGACUUGUGAUAUCUUUUCUGACAAAGUCUGAUUUUCUACCAAACGCAGAAACAGAUUAACAUGAUUUUCUUAAAAAAACAUUGAUUAUUAAUUUUGUAUCUCUCCCUUGCUCUGAUAUCUUGAUUUGCAGCGAGUACACACACUUUCACAAAUGGCAGAACGAGUUACAGCCAUCAGGCAGAUCACCGACAAGAGAGGACAGAAGAUAGAGGAGAUGUACGUAGAUUGGCUCCAAUUCAUCUUUUGCACAUCAACAUUUUUUAUAUCAACUUCAUGUACAUGUAUGGGAAUUAACAUGCUUUUACUGCACACAAUCACAGAUAUGUAUUGUCUUCUCAUCAUACUGUUUGCCUCUAGGGUGGUUUCUCAAUGUUCAUCCAGCUGAUGCCCAUUGUAGUCUUGAUUGUCGUGUCUAUACUGAGCCAGAUGAUGGUGUCUCCUCCUCCCUACAGUCUUUAUUCCCGACCGUACGUACCAAGUAUUGAUUCAACUUUCUGCUUUUUUGUGAAUGUUGGCACAAACUGCUCAUCCUUAUUUUCUCAUUCACUCUUGUAUUUGCUGACAAGUUCCCUGUGUUUUUCCAGUUAAUUUAAAUGUAAUCUACUAUUUAAGAUAUAUAAAGUUAUUGUUGUAAGAACUACCACGGUAUUUUAAAACAGCACAUGCCACUUCCGUGUAUUUCAGAUCCACAGGUCAGACAGUAAAACGGCAGACAGAAAACUUGCGUGUCGACUACUAUGUCACGAGAGAUUUCAAGUCUGAGUUUAAGGGCGCAGCACUGCAGCAGAUUGAAAAAAAUGUGGAGGAGGACUAUGUAUCUAAUGUCAGAAAUAACUGUUGGAAGGAGAGACAGACAAGUGAGUACCUGGCCUGUUAAUACAAACUCAGAGCUGACUUUCUGAGUACAACAACUAUUUCUGCUGUUUUUUUCACCCCUGGACUCUUUCUGUAACACUCACAGUAUGUUUCUGCUUCUCUCACCCAGAAACAGACCUACUGUAUGCUGCUAAAGUUUACAGAGAUGACCGAAUGCGCAAGAAGGCAGAACUCAUGACCAUGGACAACUGCAAGGAGCUGGACAGACUAAAUAACCUUUUCAGGGGUGGAUAA
This is a messenger RNA of Xyrichtys novacula (pearly razorfish), 7535 nucleotides long. NCBI's taxonomy places the organism in Eukaryota, Metazoa, Chordata, Actinopteri, Labriformes, Labridae. The record is from the annotation of a GenBank genome assembly.